This is a messenger RNA of Clarias gariepinus (North African catfish), 3875 nucleotides long. RefSeq names its product cryptochrome circadian regulator 1b (gene cry1b). Gene Ontology annotation, molecular function: FAD binding; DNA binding. The transcript is spliced from 13 exons. Gene Ontology annotation, cellular component: nucleus; cytoplasm. Bases 249 to 1976 code for a protein of 575 amino acids. Lineage: Eukaryota; Metazoa; Chordata; Actinopteri; Siluriformes; Clariidae. The record is from RefSeq and is a predicted model, not a curated record. Gene Ontology annotation, biological process: negative regulation of DNA-templated transcription; entrainment of circadian clock by photoperiod; circadian regulation of gene expression.
CAAAACACUCGUGUGGAAGCUGAACCAGUGUAAACAAUAACCAGCGUUUAGAUAGUCGUCCAGUAUAAUUCACCUGAGCACCUUCAGCAGCGAGAGCAUGGAAAGCGUCUUCCUCGAGCAAGGUUAAAUUCGCAUCGACCUCGGGACAAGGCGUACCUCCUGUCUGCUGCCAAAUCCUUAGUCUAACCUGUGACCUGCGAAGUAGACUUCUGCAAAGUUCCUGUGUGCAGGACCGGGAGAGUGGAGUAAUGGUGAUUAACGCGGUGCACUGGUUCAGGAAGGGCUUGAGGCUGCAUGAUAACCCCUCACUCCGGGACUGUGUCUCAGGGGCGGACACUUUGCGAUGUAUCUAUAUUCUUGACCCCUGGUUUGCAGGUUCAUCCAACGUGGGAAUCAAUAGAUGGAGGUUUUUAUUGCAGUGUCUGGAGGACCUGGAUGCCAGCCUUCGCAAACUCAACUCUCGCCUGUAUGUAAUUAGAGGCCAGCCCACUGAUGUCUUUCCCAGACUUUUUAAGGAUUGGAAGAUCACACAUCUGUCAUACGAGUGUGACUCUGAACCAUUUGGGAAGGAGCGGGAUGCAGCCGUCAAGAAGCUGGCCAAUGAGGCAAGGGUGGAAGUCACUGUUAGAAUCUCCCACACACUCUAUGAUCCAGAAAAGAUCAUCGAGAUGAAUGGUGGGCAGUCACCUCUCACUUACAAGCGCUUUCAGUCAAUAAUCAGUAGAAUGGAUGUUGUGGAAAAACCAUCAGAGACCAUUACUGCUGAAAUAUUAAGCAAGUGUAUCAUGCCUAUUGGUGAUGACCAUGACGAAAGGUUUGGUGUGCCCUCGCUGGAAGAGCUUGGCUUUGAGACAGAAGGUCUACCAUCUGCUGUGUGGCCAGGAGGAGAGACAGAGGCUCUCACUCGUCUAGAGAGACACUUGGAGAGAAAGGCAUGGGUGGCUAACUUUGAGCGUCCCAGAAUGAAUGCAAAUUCAUUACUGGCCAGCCCUACAGGUCUGAGCCCUUAUCUACGUUUCGGCUGCCUUUCCUGUAGACUCUUCUAUUUUAAACUCACAGACUUGUACAGAAAGGUAAAGAAAGAUAGUGUCCCUCCACUUUCACUCUAUGGCCAGCUGCUAUGGAGAGAGUUCUUCUACACAGCCGCCAAAAACCAGCCACGCUUUGACAAGAUGGAGGGCAACCCAAUCUGUGUGCAGAUCCCAUGGGACCGUAACCCAGAGGCAUUAGCAAAGUGGGCAGAGGGCAAGACAGGUUUUCCCUGGAUUGAUGCAGUCAUGACUCAGUUAAGGCAGGAGGGCUGGAUUCAUCACCUGGCGCGGCAUGCAGUUGCAUGCUUCCUCACCAGAGGAGACCUGUGGAUCAGCUGGGAGGAAGGUGUCAAGGUGUUUGAAGAGUUGUUGCUGGAUGCAGAUUGGAGCGUUAAUGCAGGCAGCUGGAUGUGGCUCUCCUGCAGCUCAUUUUUUCAGCAGUUCUUCCACUGCUACUGCCCAGUGGGUUUUGGUCGCCGAACUGAUCCCAAUGGAGACUAUAUACGACGGUAUUUGCCUAUAUUGAGGGGUUUUCCUGCCAAAUACAUUUAUGACCCCUGGAAUGCACCAGAAAGUGUACAGAAGCUUGCUAAAUGCAUCAUUGGGACACACUAUCCCAAGCCCAUGGUGAACCAUGCAGAGGCUAGCAGAAUAAACAUUGAGCGCAUGAAGCAGAUCUACCAGCAGCUGUCGUGCUACAGAGGCCUUGGGCUUCUGGCCUCUGUGCCCUCCAACAUGGGUAACAGUGAAGGUGCAGGAGCAAGUCUGAACUCUGUAGACAGCACACAAGCGAUCCAUACUGCAGGUGUUUUGGGAACCGGAGAAGUAAAACCUUGCAGCCAAGACACAGCACAAACACAGCGAGGCAGAGGAACAGCCACACUAAAGCGACAAAGUGAAGAACCUGAAUCAAGCAGGGGAUGCAAGAUUCAGAAGCAACAGUAACAGGCCAUGUUCAGAGUAACAAAAGUAUACACUCUCAGUGAGAAAAUCUAACAUCUCUUCUCAAGCUGCCUGCAGGGUGUCAUCCAAAUGGUAGUAAUUAGGGCCUUAUAGAUAUAACUUAUUUGCUCGUAUAACUUUUACUAUACGUGCCCUGGAUAUUAGACUGUAAUGCUUACAUAUUUUAUUAUAAAUCUAGUUCAUAACAUGUACAUAUUUAGAUUAUAUUAUGUGCAUUUGAAAAUACUGUAUGUAUAAUAUUUAAAUGUUUUGUACAACAUGUAAAAAAUGUUUGUUUACUGAUUUUUAUAUAUAGUGUCCAUGCACAAGCCUCCUUUUCUGUAUUUCAGCUCAGUGUGGAAAUAUACUCAUGGACAAUACAGACAUUGUAUAUGUACAUUUCUUACAAAAUUAGUUUGAGUUGAAUAAAUACAAAAUAAUUCAAAAUUAAAGUGUCCAACAAAACCAGGAAAAUAAAAAUUCAGGCAAUGUUAAUAAUGACAUAAAGGCAACUUUGACCCACGAUACGUCCUCAUUACACAUCCAGCAAGUCCAACUGCAGCCAAAUGUUGUUGAUUAGUCUGACUUAUCGUGUGUAAUCCUGGAAUACCAGCAGCAGUGUCAGCAUUUUCUGAACGAUUUCUCAAAUGACGCUAUUGUCUUAGUGUUGUCACUCUUGGACUUCCAGACCUAGGGCGAUCAGCAGCAGAACCAGUUGUUUGGAAUCUGUUCUAUAGGCUGUACAUUCCAGGCAACUUCAAACCGCCUGACGAUUUAUACAUGCAUUGUACCAAGUUGAAGGCUUCCUAUGGCCUACUUUCCAAAGACAAAAUGCACCAUCAGAAUGUUUUUCUUACUUUUAAGUUAGACAUAAUCACAUGGCAAAUUGCAUGCUCUACUGAGCAUGACAGUAAUUGUACCAUUUCUGUGUUCUUAAGUAAAAAAAAAAAAAAACCAUAAUUGUGAAUUUGAUUUUUUGGGGGGUUUUCGUUGAAUUUUUUUUUUAUAACUUUAAUAGCGCAGAGUUUUUGUCCAUGAGUAUAUUUGCAUAGUAUAAAAACCAUGCAUUUUCUUUUGUAUUAGUGUAUCUGUGCCAUAAUGAUGUACAUUGCAGACACUUGGAAUAUAAUUUUUCAUAUGUCAUAAAUACAUAGCCAUGAUUGCAUUUAUAUAAUAAUAAUAACAAUAAUAAUCUAGCAGAAAAAAUACCCCACUGCUUAUUUUCUUGUAAAUGGUUAAUGAAGUUUAUUUUUGAAUGAAGUGUGUGACCCAGUUCUAGUUUGUUUUUGUACAAUUACUGGGACAGUAUAGUCUGCGAUAUUAAUAUGCAUGUACAGUACUAAUUAUUUAACGUACUGCCAGACUUAUAUUUUUAUAAGGACAAUACCUCUGUUUUAAGUUUCUAUGCCCUUUUAUUAAUUGGCAUUAAAUCAUAAGUUUGCAUUGUAACAGUUCACUGGUAAUUGCGGUAAUGUAGAUUGAUGUGCCUAGGCUGAUUUUUAGUAGCCAAAGAGUAUUUUUAUCUACCAGUGCACCUAAUCCUCACCAACAAUCAAGGACAUUUGUCAGCAUGCUCAUUGUCCUAUACUGACCAGCUGACUGGCACUAGCGCCCAGCCACAGGCAGGUGUUUACUGAAACUGCUCUGUACUGUCCUAUUUAGGAGUUAUACAACUGUGUGAUAUGAAAGACAGAACUUGUUUAUACAGUGGAAGCUGCAUUCCACAGUGAAUGGUUUCUUUUUUUAACAAGAAAUUAUUUUUAUCAGUCAAACUGUAAUAACUGUAAAUAAUAUAAAGAGAAGAGAAACGAUAUUUCGAUUCCUCUGUAUGUCUGUGCAUAUGGUGGCAUUGACAGAUAAAAAAAAAAAAAACCUUGACCCUUCAAAUACUGACAUUUUGAA